Mesocestoides corti is the source of this 321-nucleotide messenger RNA. The record is from the annotation of a GenBank genome assembly. Lineage: Eukaryota; Metazoa; Platyhelminthes; Cestoda; Cyclophyllidea; Mesocestoididae.
AUGAGAUUUGGGCAAGUUGGUGUGGUGGUUUUGGCACGAGGUGACACGUGUCGCGAGUGGGGACUGCCUUCUCAGGCAGGUCUGUUGUCAAACCAGCAGUGUGGCACGAAUCGGCGCCGGUCUGCAAAGCACAUCGCUCCGGUUGCAAUGUACGCGUCGAUCCACCGCGCGGACUUGGCCAGACUCUUCGACCACCUCGACCUCUUCACCCUCCUCUUCUCGGCUAUUUGCCACGACCUUGACCACCCCGGUCUCACCAACACCUACCAGGUUAGCUGCUGCUUAUUUAGCAUUCAUUACACCAGUGGACGUGAGCUAUGA